GAUUCUUUGCUGGCGCGCGUUCGCCCGUUCGCCAGUACCUACACGGCCAAGGUACCGAGCGCGCCGUCCGACGCCUCCUAAGCAGUCGCCUCUGUCAGUGCCGCUCCGAACUCGCCACGAUUAGCAGCGUCGCGAUUCGCGAAUUUAUUGCUCGUUACCUUUCGGCGCAUCGCGAUCGAGUGAUUAGCGAACCCGUAGCGCGCUACAAGUGUUUUAUAGUCGGCUGUCGGCUCCGCAUACAGUAAGAGCGCGCCAAUACUUGCGUAUCGUUAGUGACUGUCUACGCUGCGGCUUGGUGCGACUUGCUCUGGCUCUUUCUGUGAUACUUUGCGUCGUUAUAUUGUGUCAACCUGUAAUUGUGUGCUCCUGCCAACGACUCGUCGACUUUGGCCGAUUGGACGGCUGACUUUGUUGGAACGGCGCUCGCUCGCAGACCAGUCAAACGGCCAAGAUGAUGUCGACGCACGAGGACGUGGGCAUCGGGGAUUUCGUCCUGCUCGACGAGAUAAGCCACGAACGCGUUGUCGAGAAUCUCCGCGUCAGAUUCAAUGGAGGAAAAAUUUACACCUACAUUGGAGAAGUUUGCGUCAGUGUUAAUCCAUACAGGAGUACGAAUAUAUAUAAUUCCGAAUAUGUUGAAAAAUACAAAGAUAGAGAAAUGUUCGAGAAUCCACCGCAUAUAUUUGCGAUUGCGGACGCCGUACACAAGGAGAUGAAGCAGCAGGGCCGCGACACGUGCAUUGUCAUAAGCGGUGAAUCGGGAUCGGGCAAAACCGAGGCCAGCAAGAUCAUCAUGAAAUACAUCGCCGCUGUCACGAAUCUUGAAGGUCAACAGGAAAUAGAAAGAGUGAAAAAUAUCCUCAUACAAUCCAAUUCCAUCUUGGAGGCAUUUGGAAACGCUAAAACAACCAGAAACGAUAAUUCAUCAAGAUUCGGAAAGUAUAUGGAUAUCAAUUUCGAUUUCAAAGGCGAUCCGAUUGGGGGAGACGUCACAAAUUAUCUGCUGGAAAAAUCGAGAGUAGUUUAUCAACAAAAGGGUGAAAGGAAUUUUCAUUGUUUCUACCAGCUCAUCAAUGGCUGCAACGAAUCUGAUCUAAAGUCAAUGCGAUUAGUGAGAGACCCUUCGAGUUACAACUACAUUAAAAAUAGUUCGGGUAACAAUCAAACGACGUCGGUCGAUAAAAGCGAUUAUAAAGCAGUCGUUAAUGCCAUGUCCACACUUGGAUUUACGCAAAUGGAAAGUCAAACUAUCUGGAACAUCGUUGCUGGAGUACUGCACUUGGGUAACAUAACGUUCUCUCUUAAUGAAGAUAAAGUUAAUAUAAACGACGAUAAACCACUGAAAGAUGCGGCGCACUUGCUAGCCGUUGAUCCGUCAGAUCUUCGAGCGGCGCUUAUUCAAAGAGUAAUUGCCGCAGGCGGUGAAGUUAUGCAAAAGACUCAUACUUUGGUCGAAGCUGAGUAUGGACGAGACGCCUUGGCAAAGGCAGUUUAUGACAGAUUAUUCACCUGGAUAGUAUCUAGAAUAAAUGGGACGAUAAACGUAACUUCUAAUAAUCUUUAUAAACAUCAACGUUACCGUACUUUAAUCGGUGUAUUGGAUAUUUACGGUUUUGAAAUUUUUGAUUCAAACAGUUUUGAACAGUUUUGCAUUAAUUAUUGCAAUGAAAAACUGCAGCAACUUUUUAUCGAGCUGGUUUUGAAACAAGAACAAGAAGAAUACAAUAGAGAAGGUAUUGCUUGGCAAAAUAUCGAAUAUUUCAACAAUCAAAUCAUUUGCAGCCUCGUUGAACAAAGUCAUAAAGGAAUGAUUUCUAUUAUGGACGAAGCUUGUCUGAACGUUGGUAAAGUGACCGAUGAAAUGCUCCUAGAAGCUAUGGAUAAAAAGUUGGUAAAUCACCAUCAUUACACAUCUCGGCAAUUAAAACCGAUGGACAAAGAAUUAAAACACAAAACGCAAUUUAGAAUAAAACAUUACGCGGGUGAUGUUGUUUAUAAUAUAAGUGGAUUUUUGGACAAAAACAAAGACACUCUUUUUCAAGAUUUCAAACGUUUACUUUUUAAAAGUCGAAAUCCAAUAAUUGAAAAAAUGUGGCCUGAAGGCGCUCAAGAUAUUACAAAGACAACGAAACGACCGCUUACUGCUGGAACAUUGUUCAAAAACUCAAUGAUUGAACUUAUUAAGAAUCUGACUAGCAAAGAACCUUUUUAUGUGCGCUGCAUUAAACCAAAUGAAGUCAAGUCUCCUGUGGUAUUCGACGAGGAACGAGUAACCCAUCAAGUUAGAUAUCUUGGACUUGUAGAAAAUAUUUUAGUUAGGCGAGCUGGUUUCGCUUAUAGGCAACGUUACGACAAAUUCUUGAAAAGAUAUAAAAUGAUUUCUCAAUAUACGUGGCCCAACUUUCGAGGAAAAACUGCAAUGGAUGGCGUGAAAAUGAUGAUGGACGAUAAAGGUUUCUCAAACGAUGUUCAGUAUGGUCAUUCAAAAAUUUUUAUUCGUUCGCCAAGAACACUUUUUGCACUUGAAAAAGCCCGCAGUGACUUAAUUCCUAGCAUCGUAAUAUUGAUUCAAAAAACUGUACGUGGUUUCUUAGCUCGGCGAUAUUUCAGGCGACUUAAAGCUGCAUACGUUAUUGGUCAGUAUUAUCGUCAGUAUAAGAGACGAUCUUACAUCGUUGAUUUGAGAAAUACAUUCAUAGAUGCGAAGAAUAUGCGAGAUUAUGGUAAACGGCUUACAUGGCCCAAAGAAAAUUUCGCUGUGAGAUCAGUUGUGCCUUUGUUAAAAAUGAUGUAUGCUAGAUGGUACAGUUGGAUGAUACUCAGAAGGAUACCUAAAGAAGAUUGGCCACAAUUACGACUGAAGAUGUCAGCAGCGUCAGUAUUAAGAGGAAAACGUCAACAUUACGGACAAGACAGACGUUGGGAUGGUAACUACCUGUCGCAAUUCAGUGAAAAUUCGCACAAUGAUAUCUUUAAUACUUCGAUGAAUAAUUUGAAAAAUGCAGACCACUUUAAACAAAUUCUGUUCAGUGCCUUUAUUAAAAAAACCAACAAAUUUAACAAACAAGCCGACCGAGUUAUGGUUGUAACAGAGCAGGCUUUAUAUAAAUUAGAAAAUACUAAAUUUAAAAAUAUGAAAAAAGUUAUGAACAUAGCAGAAAUCACUGGUCUCAGCGUAUCCCCGGGAAAAGACCAAUUAAUUAUUAUUCACUCUAACCAUGGAAAUGAUGUUAUAGCUUCAAUUAUGACGACAGAAGAUAAAGUUGGAGAACUUGUUGGGAUUUUAAGCAAUUCGUAUUACAGUAUACGCAAAUCUGAUUUGCAAGUUACGGUUGAUGUAAAAUUCAAGUGCAUGCUUGGAAAUAAGCGAAAAAUUCUGAGAAUUGAAGUUGUUCCAGAAAUGACCGAGCCUGGUUUUAAGAAAGAUGGAGAUAAUAUUAUUUACGCAAUACCCCCGUCAGUCGGUAUCAUUGAUGACACAUCUAACAAUAAAACAAGAAUCAAAACAGUGGGCUAAUUGUUCGUCUUCGUAAUUGAUAGUUGUAGUAGAAAAUGUUGAAGAUAUUUAUAUAAAUAUCAUUUUUGUAAUAUAUGCCUGAAUAUUUUUUUUAAAAAAUUUUUAAAUAAUUAUUAUUUAUGAUUAAUUAGUAUAUUACUGUACAAGGAUACGUAUAGAGAUAAAAUUAAUUUUUAGAAUCUGUAUUUAUUUAUGAACAACGAAAAAUCCGUAUUAGUAAUAUUCCCACUAAUUUUUUUGAAUAUUACAAAAGUAACGUUUGAUGUUAUAUUUAAUAUGUUAAAAAAAUGACAAGUAUAACAUUAAGUUUAAAUACAAAAUAAAUAAAUUAUUCUCUUCUUGUUACAGAUACAUUUUUCUUGUCUUUUAAGAAUAAUUAUAAUGCAAAAAUAAGAGAUUCAAUACAUAUUGAUAUUUUCCUUAUUGUAAAUACAUUUUGUUGCGAAAAUUUUUAUCAUCAAGUAUGCAUCAAUUCUGUGAUUAUCACCGAACAUUUUUUGCUAUCUUGUAAUAUGUUUUAAAUUAAAGUACUUAACAUAUAUCUAUGACAAUACAUUGUAAAUUUGUGCCAUUAAACAAGAUGAAAGAAAGCUA
This is a messenger RNA of Trichogramma pretiosum, 4111 nucleotides long. It is a transcript of the gene Myo31DF, whose product is annotated as myosin-IA. Gene Ontology annotation, molecular function: actin filament binding; ATP binding; microfilament motor activity. Gene Ontology annotation, cellular component: cytoplasm; microvillus; myosin complex. Lineage: Eukaryota; Metazoa; Arthropoda; Insecta; Hymenoptera; Trichogrammatidae. The record is from RefSeq and is a predicted model, not a curated record. Gene Ontology annotation, biological process: actin filament organization; vesicle transport along actin filament. Bases 452 to 3517 code for a protein of 1021 amino acids. The transcript has 15 exons.